Biomphalaria glabrata is the source of this 1546-nucleotide messenger RNA. RefSeq lists its product as uncharacterized. Bases 160 to 492 code for a protein of 110 amino acids. The record is from RefSeq and is a predicted model, not a curated record. NCBI's taxonomy places the organism in Eukaryota, Metazoa, Mollusca, Gastropoda, Planorbidae. The transcript has 5 exons.
CAUUUAUUUUUACUCACUCUUUGUUUUUUCAAGAUAAAAAUAUGUCACUGUCUGUAGUAGAUCGUAGAACGACAUCUCAAUAUAUAUAUAGGUCAGUCGAUCUUGUUAUUUAUCGUGCUACAGAGAGUGUGCCACGCUUCUUAUUGUGUUCUGUUACAGAUGUCACAGUGUAGUUUCGAAUCGUGUGUAGAGGAUGGUUCCAGGAAGGUCAAGGUUCGCAGCCUGUAUGACCAAACGUUCCUUGAUGUUGAUAUCGAUAUUUUUCAUCAGGGAUUGCCUCAUAAAGUAAAGACAGUUCAAGAGGUUAAGACCUCUAUACUGAAAGUGAUUGGCCCAGGCACAAAUCCAGACCACUAUAUCAUGACUGGUGUCAAGGGAGAAGACCUUGUGACUAUGGACGAGAGCACACCAAUAACUACUUAUGACGAUUAUUUGAACUGCAACACAUCGUAUCUAGAAUUUCAACUGAAGUCUGCCACGUACUCUCGCUAGGAGGAGAAGGAAAUAGGAUUCCAGUUUGUUGCAGUUCAAAAUGACUUCUAAAGAUUUUGAAAGAGACUUUUUGGUGUUUUUACGUAUUCAAAUCAAGGCAGCAUAUCAACUGUUGAGCCAAAUUUUUAAUUAAAUAUUUGUAAAGAAUAUAUUUCUUUGAAACUUUAAUGAAAAAAAAGCAUUUAAAAAUACCAUUGUCUAAACUUUUUUAAAAACUAUAUCUUCUUGUAUAUAUUCUUGUUGAUAUAAUUCAUAAAAGUACACAGAGUCAAUGUCCCUUUUUUUUUUUUUGGUUCUAUUUUUAUCGACUUUUUUUUUACAUUCAUGUAUAUAUUCUUUAGCGAGUGAUAAAUAUUUCAGCAGGACUAGUAUUAGCUUAUACAUUUCCCCUCUAUUCUGCUUAUAGAGGUUAAUCAAAAAUAAAACAGUAAUACUGAUAAUUUAAUAAAACUAAAUUAUUUAAUUCAUCUUUUAAACGAAUUUUGUCUAUCAUUCCCGGAUAUGUAAAAUGAGAACAAAGGAUCCUCUUGAAAUUCUUUCACUGUAACUUUAUUAUGGUCACACGACAUAUUUUUUUAAAACUAAAAAUAUUUAUCGAUUAGAAGUAAUCAUAUUAUUUGUUAGAAAGUAUGAGCUUCAGUCAUCUCUUCCUAUAUGAAUUAUUAAAAGUUAUUUAUUACAAAUGGGACUUCACUAGAGAUCCGUGUUUUUCUAUCUCCAGCUAAUGAAGAACUUGUAGCACUUAUAAAAACCUGCUCUCUACUGUUACUAGAGUUACCGACACAUUUUUUGCUCAAUUUUUAAAUGUAUCGUCACUCUAAAAUGAGAUUAUUUUGCUAAAAACUGUUUAGAAAAUGUAACUUGUUUUUCUGCGCAUAGUAUUUUUUUAAAAACAUACGUUCAUACUUCAUAGUUUGAAAUCAUUUACAUUCACAAUUUGCGCAUUUUCGUGAAUGGCAACGAAUCAUAUUAUCUUUUUUUUUUAUUAAAUGUUAUGUCAAUUUUUGCAGCAAGCAUUGAACUUUUUAUGGAUUGAAUAAACAUGAUCACUACA